CCGAGAUGGCAAAACUUUGCUUGCAUGCCUGAAUUAAACAAAAGUAUAUACUUUGGAAUACAUUGUCGUUGUAAUUAUAUUAGUGACUUUGAUGCAGAUGGUAUGCCAAUAAUUGUAGUCCCAAUGAAUUUAAAAUGUCACCUGGAACGGCCUAUAGUGGGCCAAAGUUAUCAAAUAAUAAUAUUCUUUUUCUCUUUAGCUUCAUUUGUAAUAAUAUAUAUAUUUUAUAGCAUGCAAUCCGUUUCUGAUUGGGAUAAUAACUUAUAUACUGAACUAUAUCCAAUAGGAGGAAAAUGCUACCGAGGUGAUCUUGUUUUAAUGUGUACUUUCGGAGGAAGAUAUAACGCUGGUACAUCAGCAAAUAUUAUAUUUGCCUUCAAAUUUUCCAACCAAACACGGGACAUAAUAGUAUAUCAAGACCCAGUUUUUAAAACAUUCAAAAGAAAUAGUACAAUAUCUUUCCGACUACAAAAUAUACAUUUCAGUAUACCAACUGGAAUUGCUAUGUGGCACGAUAAUUCCGGAGUUUAUCCACAUUUUUUUUGUAGAAAUCUUGUUCUAUGCGAUAUGAAUACUAAUGAGGGCCAGUUAUUUUCAAUUCAGCAGUGGAUUCAAUGUUAUAAAGUGUUAACUGUUUAUAAAACGGCAAACGCAUUUUCUCUGAUAAAUACCGAUAAUGGAAAAAUUCAUUCCGGUAAGCUUCGGUUCUUACACGCUAUGGAAAAUUUCAUGGGAAACUGGUACUUAUUUCAACCAAUUAUUGGACCAUGGCGUUUUGGAACAGAGAGACUGGCCUUUUGCAAAUGGGAAAGAAGUUGCAUUUUUAUAGCAAAACUUUUUAUUGCUAUAACAUUUGUAGUACUAUUUUUCGGACGCACAGAACCAAUGGCAUGCGAUCCUAGUCCAAAAAAAUAUAAUGACAUCGAUGUAGUACUUCGACUAUGCUUUAGCUGUUAUGUAACCAAUUGUAUUGUACAAGCAUCAUUGGAAACAGCCUUCAGAGCGAUUGGAGUAUACGAUUUUAUUUAAAUAUAGGGUCAUAUAUAUUUCCCUUGAGUAUUUUUUUAUGUUUUCGGGUUGAGAUAUGCGAUCAUUUUUUUGUAUGUGACGACGUUAC
This is a messenger RNA of Drosophila mauritiana, 1117 nucleotides long. RefSeq names its product polycystic kidney disease and receptor for egg jelly-related protein-like. Lineage: Eukaryota; Metazoa; Arthropoda; Insecta; Diptera; Drosophilidae. The record is from RefSeq and is a predicted model, not a curated record. Gene Ontology annotation, molecular function: protein binding. Bases 25 to 1029 code for a protein of 334 amino acids. The transcript has 2 exons.